Lentinula edodes (shiitake mushroom) is the source of this 996-nucleotide messenger RNA. Its product is annotated as maintenance of mitochondrial structure and function-domain-containing protein. NCBI's taxonomy places the organism in Eukaryota, Fungi, Basidiomycota, Agaricomycetes, Agaricales, Omphalotaceae. Gene Ontology annotation, biological process: proteasome-mediated ubiquitin-dependent protein catabolic process. Gene Ontology annotation, molecular function: protein binding; metallopeptidase activity. The record is from RefSeq and is a predicted model, not a curated record. The transcript has 5 exons. Bases 1 to 996 code for a protein of 331 amino acids. Gene Ontology annotation, cellular component: proteasome complex; proteasome regulatory particle.
AUGGUUGCUCCGACAACAGAACAGCUAUCAGCUUUGGCUGCAACUACUAUCAGUAUGGCACCAGAUUCCGAUCACCACGCUCGAGCAGUCUCCCGCAACACUAACAAGCGAGUGAUAGGCGUUCUUCUAGGACAGGACAACGGCAAAACGAUAAAUGUUGCCAAUUCCUUCGGUAUUCCAUUUGAGGAAGAUGAGAAGGACAGUAAGACGUGGUUUUUGGAUCAUAAUUACAUCGAAGGAAUGUAUGAAAUGUUCAAAAAGGUCAAUGCGAAGGAAAGACUGAUUGGAUGGUACCACACUGGACCGAAGCUGCGAGCUUCAGAUCAGGAAAUCAAUGACCUUUUCAAGCGAUUUAUUGCCCGACCGAUAAUGGUCAUUGUUGACGUGCGGCCAGAAACAGUGGGUAUACCAACAGACGCCUACUUUGCUGUCGAAGAGAUCAAAGAUGACGGCACCGAAACGCGCAAAACGUUCCUCCACUGUCCAUCCGCAAUCGAAGCCGAAGAAGCUGAAGAAAUCGGUGUCGAGCAUCUCCUACGAGAUAUCAAGGACUCCACAACAACCACUCUCGCCACUCGCGUCAGCGAACAACUAUCUUCUCUCCGCGGUCUGCAAUCGCGUCUCAGCGACGUACAAAAAUACCUUGCCGAUGUCGCGGCAGGAACUAUGCCUGUAAACCACCAGAUCGUGUAUCACUUACAAGACGCGCUCAACCUCCUUCCCGAUCUCGCCGACGCAGACACGACACAGAGUUUCGCAACGAGCACGAAUGAUGAGUUGCUGGUAGUGUAUUUGAGUAGUCUGCUGAGAGCGGUGAUAGCGUUGCACGCGUUGGUCGAUAAUAAAGCGACGAUUGGCAGGGCAGAACUGGAGGAAGACGAGAAAGAGAGGAAGCCUGGAGGAAAAGGAGAGAAGAACGACACGAAGAAGUCAGAAGAUAAAGAUUCAUCAAAAGGAAGUAAAGUAGAUGUGGAUGCCAAGGACAAGGGUUUAUAG